AACCGCGGGUCGACAGCGCAGCUCGGUGAUCCGUCCCACCGCUCCCGGGCUGGGUCCGCCGAAGUCGGGGGCGGGGUGGGCUCUGGAGCCGCUUGGAGGAUUGCAAGUUUCCGCGGGAGCCACUGGGAGGAGCGGCCCUGGACGCUGGGAAGAGUCCAGAUGGCGCAGUGGGAGAUGCUGCAGAAUCUUGACAGCCCCUUCCUGGACCAGUUGCACCAGCUCUAUUCCCGGAGCGUGCUGCCGAUGGAUGUCCGGCAGCACUUGGCCGUCUGGAUUGAAGGCCAGAACUGGAGGGAAGUUGUGCUGGGCAAUGACCAUUCCACGGCCAACAUGCUCUACUUCACCAUCUUGGACCAGCUGAACCAGUGGGACCACUACAGCUCAGACCCGGAUUGUUUCCUACUACAGCAUAACUUGCGGAAGUUCAGCCGGGACAUCCAGACCUUUUCCAAUGGCCCUACCAAGUUGGCGGAGAUGAUCUUUAACCUUCUCCUGGAAGAGAAAAGAAUUCUGAAUCAGGCUCAAAGGACUCAGGAGGUACAAGCCAGGCCAGCUCCUGAAGCAGCAGUGGAAGGCCAGCAGUUUGAGAUUGAAUCCCGAAUCCUGGAUUUAAGGGCUCUGGUUGAGAUAUUUGUGAGGUCCAUCACGCAACUGAAAGACCUGCACGACGUCUUCAGCUUCAGAUACAUGAUUUUCACUCAAAAGAAGACGUCGUCUUUGGAUCCCCAUCAGAACCAACAGCAGCAGCUUGUACAGACGACGGCUAACCAACUGGACAGGAUGAGAAAGGAGGUGCUGGAUACCUCCAAAGCCCUUGUAGGCCGAUUAACCACCCUGGUCGACCUGUUGCUGCCGAAACUGGACGAGUGGAGGGUGCAGCAGCAGAGGUCCUGCAUCGGAGCGCCACCCCCGGAGCUGCAGCUGGAACAGCUGGAACGGUGGUUGACGGAUGGCGCAAGACUCUUGUUCCACCUUCGGCAGCUGCUACAACAGCUGAAAGAGAUGAGCCAGAGUCUUCACUACGAGGGUGACAUGUCUAGGCAAGGCGUGGACCUGCAGAAUGCCCAGGUCACAGAGCUGCUACAGCGCCUGCUCCAAAGGUCCUUUGUGGUGGAGACCCAGCCCUGCAUGCCCCAAACUCCCCACCGACCCCUCAUCCUGAAGACCGGGAGCAAGUUCACUGUCCGACCAAGGCUGCUGGUGAGGCUCCAGGAGGGCAAUGAAUCACUCAAAGCAGAAGUCUUCAUUGACAGGAAUUCAGAGUUACCAGGCUUCCGGAAGUUCAACAUUCUGACCUCAAACCAUAAAUCCCUGACGCCUGAGGAGGGCCAGAGACAAGGCUUGAUUUGGGACUUUGGCUUCUUGACGCUGGUGGAGCAACGCUCUGUGGGUACAGGGAAAGGUAACAGUAAGGGGCCGCUGGCCGUGACGGAGGAGCUGCACACCAUCAACUUCACGGUGCAGUACGUGUACCAGGGUCUGAAGAUGGAGCUGAAGACGGACACGCUCCCUGUGGUGAUCAUUUCUAACAUGAACCAGCUCUCCAUUGCCUGGGCCUCGGUUCUCUGGUUCAACAUGCUCAGCUCAACCCCCCAGAACCCCCAGUUCUUCUGCCAGCCCCCUAAAGCCCCCUGGAGCUUGCUGGGGCCUGUCCUUAGUUGGCAGUUCUCCUCCUACAUUGGCCGAGGCCUCAAUUCUGAGCAGCUGGGCAUGCUGAGGAACAAGCUAUUCGGAAAGAACUGCAAGAUGGAGGAAGCAUCAUUGUCCUGGGUAGACUUCUAUAAGCGAGAGAGCCCCCCUGGCAAGAUCCCUUUCUGGACAUGGCUGGACAAGAUUCUGGAGCUGGUCCACGACCACCUGAAGGAUCUCUGGAAUGAUGGGCACAUCAUGGGCUUCGUGAGCCGGAGCCAGGAACGCCGACUCCUGAAGAAGACGGUCUCCGGCACCUUUCUCCUGCGCUUCAGCGAAACUUCGGAAGGGGGCAUCACUUGCUCUUGGGUGGAACACCAAGAUGAUGAUAAAGUGCUCAUCUACUCCGUGCAGCCCUACACCAAGGAAGUGCUACAGAGACUCCCCCUGACAGAAAUCAUCCACCACUACCAGGUUCUCGCCGAAGAGAACAUCCCUGAGAAUCCGCUACGAUUCCUCUACCCCAGAACCCCUCGGGAUGAAGCUUUUGGGCGCUACUACCAGGAAAAAGUUAAUUUUGAAGAACAGAGGAAAUACUUGAAACAGAGGUUCAUUGUGAUCUCUAACAGACAUGUGGACGAGCUGCAGCAGCCUCUGGAGCUUAAACAGGAGCCCGAGCCGGAUUCAUUAGAGCUAAACGCGGAGCUCAUGUCCCCGAUGGAGUUAGAACAGGACCUGGAGUUACAGACACUGCUGAACACAGGGCUGGAUCUGGGGACGGAGCUGGAACUAAACCCCACACUCCGUGUGGCCCCACAAACAAUGCUGGAGCCAGACCCCAGACCUGUACCGCAGCUCUUGCCAGAGUCAGGGUUACCUGAUGACCUGCAGCAUUUGAACGUGGACGAUAUGGAAAUCUUCAGGGAAAGCGUAAAUAUUGAUGAUAUCAUGCCCCAUGAUGACCCGCUGUUGGCUGGCCAGAACGUCAUAGAUGAAGCCUGCAUAUCCCGCCGAAGCCAUUUUGAUGUGGAUGGACCCUUGCUUCCCUCGGAUGACUAGGAGCCACGUUCCCGUUUGGUCCCUCUGACCUCCCGCACCAGGACAUUGCUUCCAACAGUGGGAAAUGAGGCCUUCUAAGCUGGGUUAGCCGUGAACUUCGGAGUAAUAGGUGGAAGUAUAAGAUGGCUUUGAAGGAGCAGCAACGAAUCAGAACAGACGCUGGCCAUAGUCUUACUAGAACCUUGAGGCUGCCUGCCAUGCUGGGAGACACAGAGGCCCUGACGGGGGCAAGCCAGGACAUUUGGGAGAUUAUCAGAGAUUAUCCAAGGCAGUGAUGUCUUUCCAGUAUGGAAGGAUUUUAAUGGUUUGAUGAUCGGUAAGGCUAAAUUGGUGUGAACCAUGGUUGGGUCUUUGUGGAGAGCACAGAAAUGGGUGGAGUCUUGCUCUUCCUCCCCUUUUGCUAUCCUGGGUCCUUGCCAAACCCAGAGUCUCACCCAUGGCAACCACGACGGCACUGAGCCAUACCCCAAGUCCUUCAGUCCUCACUUCCGGUCCAACCUGACCCUUUCCUCGUCUCCUCCCUUCGCUCCUGACUCCAUUUCUAAAUCUCCCGUUUUCCUAGAGAGGCCGAGAGCUGUCUGCUUCAGCCCAGCCUGUGAAACGCUAUCCCGAGGAAGGGCGUGGCUAUCCCGAGGAAGGGCGUGGCCAUCCCGAGGAAGGGCGUGGCUAUCCCGAGGAAGGGCGUGGCCAUCCCGAGGAAGGGCGUGGCACGUCCCAUUCCUCCCAGCCGUCCCCUGCCCCGUUCAGUUCCUCCCCCACAAAAUAACCCUACUCCUCUUACCAAGAUGUGAAGCUUUGCUCUGUUAGGGAGGCUCGUCUCUGCUUCCCCAGUUCUGGAGAGAAUGGCUCCUGGUCUGGGCGGUAAGGUUUCUGAGCAUCGGGACUUGAUGGUUACGGUACUCCGCAGAGUGUCUGGAGAGAAGUGCUGCUUCUGAGCUGACUGACUCAUACGUUGUCACUGCUGCUUUUCUACCUUGUUAACAUGAAAGCGACGCUUCUGUCCCUUAGGCGUGACCUGGGCAAGGACCUCGGGGCCUGGAAGGUUUAUCAGAGGCCCCUGGACAUCCUUCAGCCUUAGCCAUUCAUUGCCAGGCAACCUGGGAGCACCCGCCACUGCUCUAACCACUGCUCUAACCCGAGUGGUCAGUGGACACAGGGGAACAUGCUGUGACCGUUUCCUUCCUGGUGUGUCAGAAGAAGAGUCCUGUUCAGGAAGGGUUAAUAACGGUGGGGGGAGGGGACAGCAGUUGCUGUGUCCAGCCAUGAAGGUGGCAUGAGCAAACCAGAAACCAAGGAGCUAGAUAAGGAAGACACACAGAGAGGAGCAGAGGAAACUCAGGGAGGUAAAAGCGAAAGUCGUAAGAGGAAGGCCCCCCGGCCAACAGAUGGAAGGUAAGAAAUCCAGUGGAAGGUAGGUGGCGGUGGUGGCGCACACCUUUAAUCCCAGCACUCAGAGGCAGGUGGAUUUCUGUGAGCUCAAAGCCAGCCUGGUCUACAAAGUGAGUUCUAGGACAGGCAGGGCUACACAGGAAAACCCUGUCUCCGAAGAAAAGAAAGAAAAAGCGGCAAAACCAGGCAGGGUGAUACAUGCCUUUAAUCCCAGCGCUCAAGUGGAAGGUGGAUCUUUCUGAGUUUUGAGCCAGCCAGGGUGACGUAGUGGGACCCAGAGAGAGGCUGCUCUGUGCCCGAGAUGAUGGUAACGCGUCGUCCCGUCCUUUGUAAGUACCUCCGUUCCUGCUGUAGCACCUUUCAUCGUUUGCUGCCUAUAGCUGGAGUGAACUAUUGUCUCGAGUCUUUUGUACAUCAUAAUAAACUUUUGUUAGACAAACAACAACCAAAAAAAACAAAAACAAACAAACAAAA
Molecule: messenger RNA, 4551 nt
Organism: Peromyscus maniculatus bairdii (prairie deer mouse)
Lineage: Eukaryota; Metazoa; Chordata; Mammalia; Rodentia; Cricetidae
Gene: Stat2
Product: signal transducer and activator of transcription 2
Biological process (GO): signal transduction; regulation of DNA-templated transcription
Molecular function (GO): DNA-binding transcription factor activity; DNA binding
Source: RefSeq, a predicted model, not a curated record